AUGUUGAGGAUCAAGAAAUCGUGCUCUGCUGGUUCUUCAACACUGCAGCAGCUGGUAGCAGGAGCUGGAAUUUUAGCAAUGAGAACAUACUCAACUGCGACUAAACAGAUAACAAUUAGGGAAGCUCUCAAUUCGGCCAUUGAUGAGGAAAUGGCUGCUGAUCCCAGGGUCUUUUUGAUGGGUGAAGAGGUGGGCGAGUAUCAAGGUGCAUACAAGGUUUCAAAAGGACUCUUGCAGAAGUAUGGUCCUAAACGGGUUGUUGAUACCCCAAUUACUGAGGCUGGUUUUACUGGUAUUGGUGUUGGUGCCGCAUAUCAUGGGCUCAAGCCUAUUGUGGAGUUUAUGACAUUCAAUUUUGCAAUGCAGGCGAUGGAUCAUAUCAUUAACUCUGCUGCUAAAACAUGUUACAUGUCAGCUGGAAAUAUAAAUGUUCCUAUUGUUUUCAGAGGACCAAAUGGUGCUGCUGCUGGUGUAGGUGCGCAGCAUUCGCAGUGUUAUGCAGCUUGGUAUGGCUCCGUGCCUGGAUUGAAAGUCCUUGCUCCAUAUAACUCAGAAGAUGCUCGUGGACUCCUGAAGGCCGCAAUCCGGGAUGAUGAUCCUGUUGUUUUUCUCGAAAAUGAGUUACUAUAUGGCGAAGCUUUUCCUGUUUCAGAUGAAGUUCUGGACUCGAGUUUUAGCCUUCCCAUUGGAAAAGCUAAGAUUGAGAAAGAAGGAAAAGACGUCACCAUAACAGCAUUCUCUAAAAUGGUGGGCUAUGCUCUCAAGGCAGCGGAGAUCCUCAAAAAGGAUGAAAUAGAUGCAGAGGUGAUAAAUCUGCGCUCUAUACGUCCUCUAGACCGCUCCACAAUCGUAGAUUCUGUUGUUAAAACAAACAGGCUUGUUACCGUUGAGGAAGGUUUCCCUCAACAUGGUGUGGGUGCUGAAAUCUGCGCGGUGGUGACUGAGGAAAUCUUCAAUUACCUUGAUGCUCCUGUUGAGAGGAUCUGUGGAGCAGAUGUUCCUAUGCCAUAUGCAGCUAACCUUGAGAGGCUUGCUCUUCCACAGAUUGAGGAUGUGGUUCGUGCAGCUAAAAGAGCGUGCUACAGAUCUGUUUAG
Messenger RNA from Oldenlandia corymbosa var. corymbosa, 1095 nucleotides. The record is from the annotation of a GenBank genome assembly. Lineage: Eukaryota; Viridiplantae; Streptophyta; Magnoliopsida; Gentianales; Rubiaceae.